Phycomyces blakesleeanus NRRL 1555(-) is the source of this 522-nucleotide messenger RNA. RefSeq lists its product as hypothetical. The coding region runs from base 1 to 522 and encodes 173 amino acids. The transcript has 2 exons. The record is from RefSeq and is a predicted model, not a curated record. Lineage: Eukaryota; Fungi; Mucoromycota; Mucoromycetes; Mucorales; Phycomycetaceae.
AUGCUUGUUGAUCUAAAAUACGUUGAUGAAGUUCUUGCCUCCGAAAAAGCAAUACCAUGUAAUUGUGUAUCAGAUCUAUUUCUGUAUCUUCGCAAACGACGUUCAGAUGAGCUGAUAGGGUCUCAAAACAAAGCGCGCCAAAACAAAGAUGCCACAUUUAACGCAGUAUCUGAUAUGGAAGAGAUUCAGAAAGCAUGUGAAUUGUAUGGUUUAUCUUUUGCAUAUCGGAUAACAUGUCUACCAGGAAUGAAAACAGUACGAUUAUUGGGAUCGAAAAUAAAAACCCAUGGCACCGUAAAAGAGGAGACAAAACAGUCGUAUGAAGCACGGAUUUUAAGAAACCCGAGCAUUAUGCAAGAAGGACGAAAAACAAAGGAUGUUCUUUUUUCUGCGAUUCAAAGCUUAACAGAAGAAGUUAAUGCACUUGAAUCUGUCUGUAAAAGAGAGCUAGAGCUACUGAAAAACAGUAACUUCAAAAAGAAAAUCAAGGAAUGUAAAUCAAAUUGGGGGGACAACGGAUGA